Molecule: messenger RNA, 3698 nt
Organism: Pieris brassicae (large cabbage white)
Lineage: Eukaryota; Metazoa; Arthropoda; Insecta; Lepidoptera; Pieridae
Gene: MEP-1
Product: MOG interacting and ectopic P-granules protein 1
Exons: 2
Coding region: 122-2773 (883 amino acids)
Biological process (GO): regulation of gene expression
Cellular component (GO): nucleus
Source: RefSeq, a predicted model, not a curated record
AGUGACACAAAAAUGGAAAUGGAGACUUCUGCCUUUGUGAAUGACAGCUUGAUUUGGUUUGGUUUCCGCUGUGCUAUUGUGGCUUUCGCUAGUUUUUGGAGUUUAUAUUAAAAAUCUACUUAUGAUGUCUAUUUCAACUGCUACAGAUGACCGCACUGAAGGAGAUGAUGAUACAUCACAAGGAAGCCAACCUAAAGGUGAAAGCAGUGAAUCAGAAAAUGAGAAUGAAAAUGACAAUGAUAAUGAAACACAGAACCAGAAUGGAGGAGGUGGAAUAAGCCCAGAAGUUCAUGAGAUUACUAGUGAUGAUGAAAUAGUUACCAAUGAUGAUGAAUCUUCUAAUUCUAGUACUGAAUCCAAUGAUAGCUCAGAAGAUUCACAACAAAGUAAUAGAGAUAGAGAUAAAACUAAAGAUGAAGAUCCAAUGGAAAAUGGGGAGGAAUCAGAUAUUGAAGAAGUUAAUAUGGAGGAUCCCCUAAACCAAGUUCAAAACAAAAAUAAACCUAUUGUUAUAAACGAUACAAAGAACUUGGCAGAUCUUGCUUCAAAACAGAGCACUUCUAAUGGUGAUGACACAAAUAAAGAACCAACGGUUGUGAUAAUUGAUACCAAUUCUAUUCUUUCUGGAAAAGGUCCUGCCCCUGCAUCUAAUAAAAUAAAUUCUGGGAGUAUUGAUGCACAAAAUCUUUGUCAAAGUAUUGCUGCAAGAGGUACAACAAUAACACCCAUCAGCAGUAAGAAUAGUAAUUCUAAGGCUAAUCAAAACAGCACUUCAACUUCACAAGCAAACAUACUUCCAUCUCUGACAGAUGACAUGUUUGUUGUUGAAGCUCCAUCAUUUAUUGUACCUUAUGUUUAUGAGAAACCUUCAUUAAAACCAUUUAGAGAAUUUGUUGAUAAAUUAGGAAAAGAAUUAGAAGAUUUAAAGGCUAAAGAGGACGAAGAAAGAUUAGAAAAAGAGAAGACAGAAAAAGAACAAAGAGACAAGGAGAGAAAGGAAAAAAUAGAAAAAGGUGAAACUGUAGAAGAUGAGGAAGUUGAUAAAGAAGAAAAAAAAGUUGAAGAGGGUAAGGAGAAGGUUGCAAAGAAACAGCGACGGGGACGAAGAAAUGAUGACGAUGAUGACUCUUGGGAUGGGGAAUCCUCUAGUGAGUCUGAUGAUGUUGCUAGUGAUGACGACACUGUAGUGAUUAAGGAUAAAGACACUACAGAUGAUAUUAAGGAUCCUAUGGAAAUUAUAACUAAAGGUUCAAGUGGAAAAUCUGAUAGUUACUUUGACUGUUCACUUGGACAAUUCUUUAUUAAUAUUGGAAUUAACCUUGUGCAAGAAUAUGUGCAAAGUGACUUAUUAAAAACGCAAAAUCGUAAACUAUACAAAGAGAAGAAGUCUGGUCGUAGCACUCGUGCCACAGAAGCAGCUAUAUCAUCUCUAACUCAAAAUUAUGCAUACAGUAAGAAACUUAAUGCUCCUUAUGCCUUAAAACAAAAGCAAUGUGAAUUUUGUAGUUUUAAAACAGAAUCUAUACUUGUUAUGUCACAUCAUUUAGAAGCACCACACAUGAAGAACAAUAUUUACAAAUGUAAUACUUGUUCCUUUGAAAUAAGAAGCCCUCAUGAUAUACUGUUUCAUAUGGAGGCUGAACAUAACAUUAGAGGUCGAUUAGAAAGAGCUCCUGCUUACCAGCAAUGCCCAAGCUGCCACUUUGAAGACAACAGCAAAACUAAAUUAGCUCGCCACCUUAUUGCCUGUGCUAAAAAGUUCAAGCCAGAAUUUAAUCUGGGACCACCAUUAGAUUGGGAGCCACCAGCCAAAAUACCAAAGUUGUCCAGAGCUCGAAAUAAUAUGAUGGCCCCAUAUCAAUCAAACUUUAAUCGUACACAAAUCGGUUUGAGUCCUUUGGGACGCCCACCACUAAGCAUAUCUAAUUCAGUUAUACCUAAUAUGCCAAUACUUGGUAGACCAAGAGGACGCCCCCCUCUAGGAGGUCCUUCACCACGAGCUGCUGUCUCAGGAGUGCCUAUUAUUAGAAGUGGAGUUAUGAUUAUGCAUAAUAAUCAACCAAGUGGGACCACAAUUUCCAAUUAUCCAGUAAUGAACAACCAAGGAAAUCAUUCUGCAACUCCAAAAAUAUCAAUCACUCCUCUUCCACGGGUUCCACAGCCGUCAUCAUCAAACUCAUCACAGAAUUCAAAAGCUCACUUUGUUAUUUGUGAAAUUUGUGAUGGAUACAUCAAAGACUUGGAACAGUUAAGAAAUCACAUGCAGUGGAUUCAUAAAGUCAAGAUACACCCUAAAAUGAUCUAUAAUCGGCCUCCCCUUAAUUGCCAGAAAUGCCAGUUUCGGUUCUUUACUGACCAAGGAUUGGAAAGACACUUGUUGGGUUCACAUGGACUUGUAACAAGUUCCAUGCAAGAAGCUGCCAACAAAGGCAAAGAUGCAGGUAGGUGCCCUGUGUGUGGGAGAGUGUACCAGUGGAAGUUACUGAACCAUGUUGCAAGAGAUCACAACAUGACUCUAAAACCAGCUCAUCUAUCAUACAAAUGCACUGUAUGCACUGCAACAUUUGGAAUGUACAAGCAGUUUGAGAACCAUGUUUAUUCAGCACACAGUGUGGUGGCCAAACGAGUCAUAGAAAAAAACAAAGGUGCUCCAGCCCCCUCAAAGCCCACCGAUAAUGACUCAUUGCUCAAACCCCUAAAGAUCAGUGAUGAGAUAACAAUUAUACCUCAACCUGCCAAGUCUGGUAUUACUAUAACUGCAAAGGGGAAAUAGCACUAACAAAUGCAACUUAUGUGAAACUACCUAAAUAUAUAAAUUCUUUCCCAUUUGCUUCUCAGCCAUGCACUUUUGCAAGAUCAGGCAGUAUUUUGUAAAUAACCUGAUAUAAGCAUCUUACACAUAGAAUUGAAACAGAGUAUAUUGAUAACUUAAGUUGUCAAGUAAAUAUAAAUGUUAUUUUUAAAUAACAAAAAAGUAAGUUGUAAAUCAGUGUAUAAAUUAAUUAUUGUAAGAUCAUCAAUAUUUUGUGACCUUUGUAUUGUUCAAAUCAUUUUCCUACUGUGUAUUGUGCAUUUGUGACUAGUGGGGCAUCUCAUAAUUUUAAUGUAUGUCACAAAUAAUAAAAGCAAUUUCACUAAGAUCUGCAUCAACACUAUAUGUAGUGGAUGAUUGUGCAAGUUAGAUAUUAGAUUUGAUAACGAUUAUUAAGUAAUAUUAUUAUUUAUUUGCUUACUCAUGUAUAAUCCGUGACUAUAGUAAAUUAUUCUCUUUUAAAUUUAUUAGUUUUUCACAAAACAGCUGAUUGAAAUGUAAAAUUGAUAGAAUGAAAUUAAUCCAGAUGCUAAUUCAAUUAUGAUUACGUAAGGUAUUAAUUAAGUUAGUAGAUAAUUAAGUAAUUAUUACAUAUUGUGUACUAUUUGGGUUUCUUUAUUCUUUAAACCUUCUCCUCAUUCUUUUGAAAUUUUGUUAAAUCAAAUAGCUACCAGUUUUGUUGUUCUGAUCUCAGGUUAGUCUGAAGUGUUCUGAGUAUAUAUAUAUAUACUAAAUUUUUGUUGUACUUAUAGAACGAAAUUUAGAUAUAAUUGUAUUCUUUCUAUUUUAAUGUAAAGAUGUAUGUUCACACGUUUCCGAAGGGUUUUGUAAGGAUAAUAUGUUAGAAAUAAAGUUAUGGAAGUAAAUAAUGUGAAAUGUUGCGAAA